CGCAAUGUUCAUGUGAGAUACUUUUAUUAUAUAAGCAUUUUCCCUGUGGUAUAUGUUUAUUUUAUAACAAAACCAAGUCCAUAGAUAUAGUCAGAUAAAUUAAUCGAUUCUUUAAAAGAGGGGAAUAAUCGAUAAAGGUUAGUCAUAUACUCAAAUUCAUCUCCAUUUCUCCACGAACUCACGAAUAACACAACAUGCAACCAACUACCAACAACACAAGACUAUAAUCGAGAGUGGAGAAUAAUCAAUUCAUAAAAACCGGGCGCCUUCACUUAUCGAACCACUUUUGUGUUUUGCUGUUGUUGCCAUCGAGGAGUCGUGACAUGCAACGAUGUUAGUCUGCUAACAUAUCACUCCGCCUCUCUGUUAUUUCAAAUCUCUUUCCAAAUCCAUCUCUUCUGAAUUUACACUAACUAACCUAUUGUAUUCGAGAUUUAUAAUUUAUUUUACACUUUAUUAACUUUCUUUUAUGUAUGUUUUUGUUUUUGUGUGAGAAGAAAUAUAACAUCACUAUUUAAUUACAAUAUUAUUAUAUUUAAUGUGAAAUUUUUGUGGGUAUCCACAACCAACCCGCACCAACCGGCAGCGGGUAGUGGUUAUACCACUACCCACUGCAGACGGGUUGUGGGUAGCAUAAUUCUAUAUUUAUUGGUGUGGUUACCCGCAAAAUGUGGGGUGGGUUACACCUAACAACAUCAAACACCUAUGACCUACCAAUGGAUAUUGAGUUGGAAUCAGGCAGACACAUUCGGCGACGACGACCCUUGCCACCGCCACUCCGAUGCAACAUAACCAAGUGGAAGCUUCAAUGCAACGACUACAAUGGCAAAGGCGGCGACCCCAAUUCCUCCACAAGGUCUUCUUCUUCCCCCGACCAAUAAUCAUACAUUCCAAAAUUUCUCAACCUCCUGAAUACUCUUGUCUUCGAACAAUAACUACUUCAAGCCUUUGAACGACGAGCGAGGAUGACUGCCAGAGACUCGAUGGUGGUGGAAACGAAGGAGAACGUCAGGGCGAACGGCGAUGGGCCCGGAUCCGAGGCCAGGAAGAUGAGGAAGCUCGAUUCAGAGGAGGCGAAUUCGAUAGUCAGACUAGAUAAUUCCACCGACGAUCCCUCGACGAGGAUGUUAAAACGUCCCCGAUUGGUGUGGACUCCGUAAUUGCACAAGCGAUUGGUGGACGUGGUGGCAUAUCUAGGUCUUUGUGGAUGAAUUGCUUGCCAUUCUGGGUUGUUGGGUUCACAUGCCAUUCUCCAAAUUCUAGGUCAAUAAACCAAUCCAGUGCGAAACCUUCACAUCCCCGACAUCGGAGUUUCCCACAACGUUCAAUGACCGAUCCUGCUCGAAGCUCUCAUACGCCGCACCGGUGGGAUGUCGCCGCUGGUGAGAACCACAAUAUUGACCGCCGCCGCCAUGAAAAUCAGCAGGGAUUCGUGCCCUAAUUUGGCCGCGAGAAGAACAUUGAGACCCAACGGUGGGGAGGGCGAAGAAGACUAGAAGGUGGGGCCUCAUUUUUUCUAUUUUUUUUUAAAUUGACAUGUCAUUAUUUAACGAUCCGUUUGCACGUCGUAAAAAAACUGACAGAGGCAAUGGAGACUAAUUGCCAAUGACUAACAGUGAAAUGAACCAUAAAGUUAAUAACGAAUAUGAAAGAAAAAUAAUUUAUAACGCAAACGUGAAAGAUUUAUAUAAUUUGAGUGACCAAACAUGUAAUAUUUUUUUUUCUUCAUUAACGUUCAAAUUCCCGCCUGUCUCACCUCUCAUUUUGUUUUGUUUUUUCCCCCCUUCUCUCGCCAUCUUUUCUCUUUUGACCAAAAUCAUUCUACUCCCCACUCUCGCAGCAAGCACUGUAGGCGUAUCCACUGGCUGUCCUCAACGGGCGAAAACAGACGCCAUAGCGGUAACUUCGCUCCGAUCUCUGCAUCUUGUUGCAACACAGCGGCCGAGGCAUCGUCGGUUUCUGGCGAAUUAAACCCUAGCGGUUUUCACUUCACCGCCCAGCCAAGCAUGAACCGUUUCCACAUCUACGAAGCUAUUGGCCGCGGCAAGUGCUCGACUGUGUAUAAAGGGAGGAAGAAGAAGACGAUUGAGUACUAUGCAAUUAAGAGUGUAGAUAAAUCGCAGAAGAGGAAGGUUCUUUACGAAGUUAAGAUUCUUCACUCUUUGGAUCACUCAAACGUGCUGAAGUUUAACUCCUGGUACGAGACUUCUGCUCAUUUGUGGUUAGUUUUGGAGUAUUGUGUUGGAGGAGAUCUCAGGACAUUGUUACAGCAGGAUAGUCAGGUACCGGAAGACUCAGUUCAGGAUUUCGCACUUGACUUGGUGACAGCCUUGCAGUAUUUACACUCAAAGGGGAUCAUCUAUUGUGAUUUAAAACCAUCAAAUAUCCUCUUGGAUGAAAAUGGACUCUUAAAGCUUUGUGACUUUGGAUUGGCAAAGAAGCUAAGUGAUAUAUCUAAAACACACUCUUCGUCAACAGAAGCCAAAUGUGGAACGCCCUGUUACAUGGCUCCUGAGCUGUUCGAGGAUGCAGGUGUCCAUUCCUAUGCUUCUGAUUUUUGGGCCCUUGGUUGUGUGCUAUAUGAGUGCUAUGCAGGGAAACCUCCUUUUGUGGGGAAAGAGUUCACCCAGCUAGUGAAGUCCAUUGUCUCAGAUCCAACUCCACCACUUCCUGGCAAUCCAAGUAGACCCUUAGCGAACUUGGUCAACUCUCUCUUGGUCAAGGAUCCUGCUGAAAGGAUUCAGUGGAGUGAGCUCUGUGGGCAUGCUUUUUGGAAAAGCAAACUUCCUCUGAUGUCAUUACCACCACAACCUGCUUUUGAUAGCAUGAUUGAAUUUUAUGCUAGGCCAUGCCUGUCAGAACACAACAGAGACAGAUCUCUUCAAAACAAAACCCCCACGAAAGGUCGUGAAAGAGAUGCAAGAGUGACUCCAAGAAAAGAUGAGAAUUCACAGUCGGGAUUAAGAGGUUUUGAGACCCCAGUCAAGGGAACACCUGGCAGCAAAAGACCAACAAAGGCCUCCGGCAGAGCAGUUGAGGAGAAGCAGAAAGAUAAUUCUUCUGCUAACAGACGCAUUAAUCUGUUAAGGUUAUCAAGAGUAGCUAAGACAAAUUUGCAGAGGGAGAAUGAGAAGGAAAACUUCAGGAGGCCCUUGGCUAAUGCCUCUGAGAACGAUUCAGAGAUUAAAAUGGAGAACACAGAUAUGGAGUUUGAUUUCAAUGAGAACACAGAAGAUGACACACAAGAUGAACCCGAAGGGAGUGAGAAUUCAAUUUGUACUCCUGGAAGGGUUGAUAACCAUGUUCAGCCAAUGGACAUUUCUCCUGUAACCAACACCCCUGCAUUAGAUGAUCAAGGAACAAAUGACUUAGAACCACCAUCAGAGACUGCUGACAUGGGAGGUGAUACUCCAGUCAGUGCCAGUCCUCAGCCUAAACAUCAGAGAGUUAAAGAAGGUUUGGGGUCGGCACAUGAAUUUGACUCCUCAAAGUCUUCUAAUAACAUCCCCGAAGUACUUUGGCAUCCAUCUGAUCUUUCAGUGAGACCUGUGAUGCCCAGCAGAAAAGGGGAUAAGACACAUGAGGCACCUCCUUCUCUUCCUUUUGAGGCAUUGCAGCCAACUGAAUUGUUGAAGAUGACCAAAGAGCAGCUUCAUUCAGUCAAUGCAAAAAUUGUAUCAAUAUUUAAUGGCAACACCAGUGUUGGGGAGAAACAGAAUGUAAUUAGAUACCUUGAGAUGUUGAGCAACAAUGCUGAGGUAGCUAACAUCUUCACUAAUGGACCAGUGAUGCUCAUACUCGUUAAAAUGCUUCGGUUGUCCAAGGCUUCAACAUUACGAGUGCAACUUGCAUCACUAAUUGGCUUGUUAAUUCGUCAUGCUACGUUUAUCGAUGAUGAUCUGGCAAAUUCUGGUAUAUUAAGUUCCCUUACAGAUGGCCUCAGGGACAGGCAGGAAAAAGUAAGGAGAUUCUCGAUGGCUGCUUUAGGUGAGUUACUGUUUUACAUAGCCACCCAGAAUGAUCAAUCUAAGGACAAUAAUCCAUCUGAAUCUCCGGCAAAAGACAACAGUAAAUCAGUUCCUGGCUGGCAGGUUCCGAACUCGCUCAUCUCAAUGGUAUCCUCAGUUCUACGUAAAGGAGAGGAUGAUAUAACUCAGCUUUAUGCCCUGAAAACAAUAGAAAAUGUAUGCAGUCAAGGGGGUCAUUGGGCUACACGAUUCACUAGUCAAGACGUGAUCAGUAACCUAUGUUACAUAUACCGUGCACCAGGAAAACAGGAGAGCAUGAGGAUGACUGCCGGUUCAUGUCUGGCUCGACUUGCCCGGUUCAAUCCUUCUAGCAUUCAAUCAGUCAUGGAGAAACUAUCCUUCAAGGAGGCAGCAGCUUCAAUUAUCAAAGGCAAUGCUCGUGAACAGCAGAUAAGUUUGAACCUCCUAAACAUGGCCAUGCUCGGAAGUCAUUUGUUCACAAACAUUGGAAGACAUCUUCUGCCUCUCGUUGAAGAUAAAAAUCUCGUGCCCUCUCUUGUUUCUCUUGCCGAGCAGGGUAGUGAAAUCUUGAAAGGGAAGGCACUAGUUCUCAUUGCACUUCUCUGCAAGAAUGGUAGGAGGUGGCUCACACACUUCUUCUGCAACGACAAGUUACUGUCUUCUGUGGACAGGCUGGCCAAAGAGAAAGAUGGCUUCCUCCAGCGAUGUCUUGAUGCAUUUUUGCAUGUUUUUUCAUCAAUUGUACCUAGCUUGUUGGAUUUGAUUGCCGGAGAUAUCCAGCAAAUGAUCGGAGGAAGACGGCAUGGCCAGAUAUCUGGCACUCCAAGUCAGGUUGCUUCUAAGACCAGCGUACACUUCUUCCCGUUUGUCCUUCUACUUCUUGGAAGUUUGUCCUUGAAGCUUAGGGUGGUGAACAGCCAUGUGCUGCAACAGCUGGCGACCCUCUUAAAACUUGUGGAGACUUCAUUUCAGGGGAGAGAUGACUUCCAAAUCACGCUUCUUCAAGUUCUCGAAUACGUUGUAGAGGAGUCUCCUCUGAUCUUAGCAAACCCUAAAAUCUUCGUCGGUGAAAUCCUCCCCAGCCUGGCUACUCUGUACAAGGGCAACAAAGACGGCCACGCCAGAUUCCUCUGUCUGAAAAUCCUAUUCCACGUCAUGGUCAUCUUCUUAAACGAACCAUCCCAAGACGACGAUAAACUCUCCAAAGCUCUGAACUCCAUAGCCAAUGUCCACUUCCUACCACUCUACCCCACUCUUGUAGAAGACGAGGACCCAAUCCCGAUCUUCUCCCAGAAGCUGCUCGUCAUGCUCAUCGACUUCAACUUCAUCAAAAUCUCCGACAUCCUACACGUCAAAACAGUCUCCCAGUGCUUCGAGUUCCUGCUCGGAGACCUCUCCAACGCAAACUUCAGCAACGUCAAGCUGUGUCUAGCCAUGGCCUCCGCCCCCGAAAUGGAAUCCAAACUUUUCUCUCAGCUCAAAGUAGUUCGAAGAAUUAGCAAUCUCCUGGAAUUCGUCUGCGCCAAAGACAUGGAAGAUUUCCUUGAGCCAACUCUCGGCCUAUGCAGAGCCUUCCUUCUUCGCUCACUCAACCGCGAACAGGGGUCCGCGUUCAGAACCCAACCCUCGCUCUUAACCGCCGCCGGUGGGCUUUCUUCCGGCGGCUCCGUGGACGGAAUACGAGACGUGAUGGACUUCAGCAGCAAUGUCGGUCUGUGGUUGGAACUCAGUUGUAACGCGUCGACGGAGCCGAACGUGGUCGAGUUAGCUUCCGAAUGCGUUGUCUUGUUACUGAAGGCAGCUCCAUGGGAAGCCACAACUGGGUUUCUAACCAACCUGCCAAAGGUCAGCACAAUCCUCGAGCCAUGGCGCAGGGGAGUCCCGCGCCUGAUUCUACUCCGGGCGCUGCAUGCUCUUUGCUAUGCUUGCCGGCAGUACUUAUCUCAUGCAAUGAUACUGUCGAUGUCAGUCGCUGAGGUUUCGAGGGUACAGGGGAUAGUUAUGGAGAUCAAGGGUUCCGCCGGCGGCGAUCUCUCCGACGCUGCUUCGCUUGCUGGGUUAGAGUUGCAGCGGCUGCCUUGGCACCUUUGAUGUACUGCUGAAGGUUUUUCUCUACUGUCAAUUCGUGUUUUCACUACUGCAUCUUUUUCAUUUAUUUACUCGUCUCUUUCUUUUCUCUUCCAGAUGCAGUAUUAUUGGCGAAGGGUUCAAUCAUUGGUAUAUUAUAUAUCUGCAGAUCCAGGUGAGUUCCAACUGUUGGGAAUGGUGUCAUUUUGGCCUCUUGCUGUAUGAUAAUUGUAUUCCCUGUAUCAACUCGAAAAGUGUCCAAUUUAUUUAUUACCUUUUCCCUUAAUUUUUUUUUUUUGCUUUUUCGCAGUGCUUUCUAUCUUUUCUACUUUAUACCUCUUUGUUUGGGUUCUUUUGUCUUUUGGAAUUGAUUCGCCUUAGGCUUUAGCAGCAGUACCUCCAUUAAUGCAUUGCUUAACAUCUAGAUUUACUGGAGUCCCUCUUUCAGAUCUCUCAUGAACUAUUAUUCAUUGUCCCACAUCAUUGAAUUACUUUCGAGGUAGUAAACCUUUUGCCUAUAU
This is a messenger RNA of Linum trigynum, 6577 nucleotides long. Lineage: Eukaryota; Viridiplantae; Streptophyta; Magnoliopsida; Malpighiales; Linaceae. The record is from the annotation of a GenBank genome assembly.